AUGUUCUUGAUGCUUAUAGUAGCAUCUGCACGGUCCAGUGUUGUGUAUCUGAAUUUUGGGGUCAACAACUUCCAGAUAAGGGCUGACUGGAUUAAUUUGAUGAGCAACACUCUGCAAUUCUAUGGGCUACCUCAUGAGAAUCUAAAUACACACAUCUACAGAUUUCUCAAGAAUUGUCAGAAUUAUAAUGCUCCUGGGGUUAAUAAGGACAUCAUCAAACUACAAUUAUUCCCGUAUACACUGAGAGAUGCUAAACCUAAUGGAAGUAUUACCACAUGUGAGGAGCUGAUGAGGAAAUUCUGCAAUAAGUUCUUUCCACCGGCUAAGAAUCAACAAGCAUCCAUCAAGAAACUGGAAACACAAAUUGAUCAGAUAGCUUAA
Olea europaea var. sylvestris is the source of this 381-nucleotide messenger RNA. RefSeq lists its product as uncharacterized. The record is from RefSeq and is a predicted model, not a curated record. Bases 1 to 381 code for a protein of 126 amino acids. NCBI's taxonomy places the organism in Eukaryota, Viridiplantae, Streptophyta, Magnoliopsida, Lamiales, Oleaceae. The transcript has 2 exons.